Messenger RNA from Symbiodinium necroappetens, 1239 nucleotides. Lineage: Eukaryota; Dinophyceae; Suessiales; Symbiodiniaceae. The record is from the annotation of a GenBank genome assembly.
AUGCGGAAUUGGAAUCAGGAGGCCCUCGAUUAUCUUCGCGAGGAGAUCAAGGCAACUACUGCGGAUGCUGAAGCCAGAAUCAACAAGGCCGCCGAGUCCGUCACAACACUGAAGGACAUGAUCCAGGCUAAGCAGGUGGAGUUGAUUCAGAGGAGAAAGGAGGUGUCUCGCCUGUAUCAUGAUGCAGAAUCCGUGGAGCUGGAAAAUCAGAAGCUUCAAGUCCAGCUUACCAGAGCGUCUCUGCAUGUGGGAGGCCAGAACCAACAUGACGGCGAAGAGGCCGAGCAGCUUCGACGUGAGGCGGAGGAUUUCCACACACAGAAAGAGGCCCUGCUUCUGAUUUUACGAGACUUCUACGGCGCCAUGGGAGAGGAGCCACCCACACUGUCGGCCAUUGUCAGCAAGCACCAGCUGCGGACCAAACAGCUUGAGCCCGACGGCGACAAGGUCGUGCUAGUAAGCAGCUCAUGGCCAUCCGCACCACUGCUGAUGUCGCUGUCCCGAAGGAUCGGUGUUCAAUGCCGACGGCGAGGGGCUGUGCUCCUGGCUGCCGCUCUGUGCUUUGAAGCAGUGCGCCGGCUCGCUUUCAGCGUGCCCCUCGGUUCAGGUCCUGCAGCCUUGGAGCAAGGUUCCAUAGGACAGACUGCUUCCGCACAUCUCUUGCCACGGCAGCAGCCCCAGGUCCGAUCUGCUGCACUUCCAGAGGCUCUCUCAAGCGUGCAGGACCUCAUUCAGCAGGUCCCGGACCAAGUCGCCGCGCUCGGUCCUGCCGGGAUCUUCUACUUCUUUGGCAUUUAUGUGGUAGCAGAAUGUCUGGCGUUGCCAGCCGCUCCCCUCACACUGUCUUCUGGAUACCUUUUUGGUUUGCCCGUGGGUGCGGUAACAUCUGUUCUGGCAGGGACUGGCUGCUUGCUUUACGACAACAUCAGGGGCAUGGAGUUCCACUCAAGUUUCGAUGGGAGUAUGUUUUGCAGGACGACGGCAGCAGCGAUUGGAUUUUUGCUAUCUCGGACCUUCCUCAGGCCCCAGAUUCAGCAAAUGGCGGAGGAGAACGAGACUUUCCGAGACAUCAACAAGGCAUCCGGAAAGUUUGACUUGCGCGACCCAGAGGUCGAAUCUGUAGACUUCGGCCCAGAAUUCGUAAUGAAUUGCUUCUUCUUCCUUUUUCUGAGAGGCGGUGGAGCCGGCCUCCAAGUCGCAGUUGCGGCACUUCAAGACUUGUCUGCGUGGUCAUCAUGA